ACUUGGCAACGGAACCCCUGGUCAAGUUAAAUCAAAACCAAUGCGAAAAGGCUUGCCUGGUGACCACUGACCUGCAAGUGGACGUACCAUGACUGUGAUGACUGUGACAUUUUCGAAAUCUGUUUCAACAUUUAAAGGGUUUUACUCCUGGUUAGGGGGUUAGUUUGCGAGCGUUUGAAGGCUUUUCAGUGAUAUUUUCGUCAAAUUCGGUUCGAUUUUGCUGCUGUAUCGAGGCAGGAGGCAAAAUAUAAAAAGAGGCAGGGAAGUGUUUAGGUACCCUUCUCGCUAAUACGACUGUCUGUUUUUCUGGAAUCGAGUCUGCGAAGGUUUCGUGCUAAUUUUCAACGGCGUUAGCGAAAAUAUUAUGGAGUCCUCCAUUGUGCCUGGGCAGCUUGCAGGAUGGGAGACACACGGUUUUCAUACAAUGGAAGAUUUGGAUAUAUAUACAGUAGAAGAAGAAGCUCAAUCGAGAUGGCUUAGGCCAAAUGAAAUCUAUGCUAUUUUAUGUAACUACAGGCACUUUAGCAUCAAUGCAAAGCCACUAGAUACACCUGCUAGUGGUACUUUAAUUAUGUUUGAUCGCAAAGCAUUAAGGAACUUUAGGAAGGAUGGUCAUGCAUGGCAGAAGAAAAAGGAUGGCAAAACUGUCAAAGAAGCUCACGAGCACCUUAAAGUUGGCAAUGAAGAGAGAAUCCAUGUUUAUUAUGCUCAUGGUGAGGACAAUCCAAAGUUUGUUCGUAGGAGCUAUUGGCUACUUGAUAGAGCCUAUGAACACAUUGUCCUUGUACAUUAUCGAGAAGUGUCAGAGGUCAGUAAUAAAAGCAUUGUUUCACCCCAAGGAGGUCUGACAGGUAGGUCACACUUAUCAAAGCGGAUCUAUACACCAGUUGUGUCACCGGUUACCCCGAGCAAUUCAAGUACAAGCUCAGCAUACUCAGCAAAACCUACAUCAUGGAUAUCAUCAGAUGAGCUUGAUUCUACAGAGAAUGCUUCCGGAUAUACACAUCAACCACAAGUUUCAGGCUUUAAUGCUACUGGGAACAAAGGGCAUCAGCUGAGUACGUGGAAAGAUACUGGCAGUUUACAUUAUAGCAAUGCAAGAACAGGGAGUCCCGAGGAUUUGACAAUUCAUCAGAUAAAUACAUUAGAUUGGGAGCAAUUGUUGGAACCACAAGAUUCUCCUGAAGGGAUUUCCACCGAAGACAUCACACAGAGCCAUAGGAGGACACAUCGAAAUGGUCAGUUUGAAACAAUUGAAACUCCGAACAGUGGGAGUUUCUUAGUUGAUGGUUUGUGUUCUGAAGCUGUACAACAAUUAAAUGAUGGAGACCAGAAGUUUAUGCAUGAAUCACUUUAUUGGGAAAAGCCUUUUCAAAAUAAUAUGCCAACUGGAAGUACACUUGUAGAAUUUGGACAGUCUGAAGUAAGUAGAUCUGAAUGUAUGGAACAUAACCAAUGGACUCUUCUGGAACAAGACAAAAUGAUUCCUAAUCAAUUGGUGGAAGCUCAAAAUCUACAAAGUCCCUCUUUUGAGAAAGCUGAGCAUCCUGGGUAUAUGGUGAAUGAAGUGGUCGAACCUCCAACAGGUUGUGAACCUGUCAAAGCAAUGAAUGGAAAUUCUUUCAAGAAACAAGACAGCUUUGGAAGGUGGUUAACUUCUGUUCUCGGGGAUUCACCAGAAUUGACAGAUGAAGGGUCAAACAACACUUACAGACAAGAGGAAGAGUUGGAUUCACAUGUUACAGGGGAUCAAUCACUUGUUCAUGGACAAGUUUUCUGCAUUACAGAAGUUUCACCUAUGUGUGGAUUCUCAACAGAAGAAACAAAGGUAAUCAUUACAGGCUACUUUGUUGGAACUCAAAAGGAUAUUGUGGAAGCUAAGUGGUCUUGUGUCUUUGGUGAAAUGAUUGUUCCAGCGGAGGUUGUGCAAAUUGGGGUUUUUAGAUGUAAGGCUCCACAGCAUGCUCCAGGGAUUGUCAAUCUAUUCUUGACUUGCAAUGAGCAAACGCCACAUAGUCAAAUUUUGAGCUUUGAAUAUCGUGUUAAUGCAUUUAUUGACCUAGAUAAGAACUUUUUUGCUCAAACUGAGGAGGUACUUGAGGAAUUCGCACUUCAGAUAAGGUUGUUUCAUUUACUUUUCUCCAGUUUUAAGGGCAUACUAGCCCAUGGUAAUAAAAAAACUGAGAGAGUGAUCAAUAUAGAGAGAGUUAUUUCUGUGCUAUUCACAAACAAUGAAGGAGAUUGGCUUUCACUUCCAAAACUGGUCACAGAGAAAAGAAAAUCUUUGGCAGAAGCCAAGAGUCAUCUACAUGAGUUAAUUUUGAAAAAGAAAUUACAGGAGUGGGUUUUGGAAAAAAUGGUUGACAAAGGUGGUGCAAAUGCCCAUGAUAGUUGUGGGCAAGGAGUUAUACACUUGGUAGCGGCUCUGGGGUAUGACUGGGCUGUAAUUCCAAUAUCAUGUGUGGGCAUGUCUGUGAAUUUUCGAGAUAGACAUGGGUGGACAGCACUGCACUGGGCAGCUUUUUAUGGGAGGGAGCAGAUGGUGGCAGCACUUUUAGCUGCAGGGGCCAAUGCAAGUAUGGUUUCUGAUCCAACACCAGAGUCACCAGGUGGAUGGAAUCCUGCCGAUCUGGCUUUCAAUAAAGGGUACGAGGGACUAGCUGGAUAUCUGGCAGAAAAAGCACUAACAACACACUUGGAGAAUCUUACACUAUAUGAUAAAGAUGAUCCAAGGAAACAGACUAGUUCAUCCGACUUUGAAAUUUAUGAGUAUUUGACUGAAGAUGAAAUUUGUAUGAGAGAUUCUCUUGCUGCUGUUCGUACAGCUACAGAGGCAGCAGCUAAGAUAAAUUCUGCAUUUCGAGAGCAUACAUUCAAAUUAAAAAUGAAAGCAUUUGAACUAGCUGAUCAUAGUACAACCAAGGAGGAAGCAUUGAAAAUGAUUGCUGCCCUUAAGAUUCAGAGGGCAUAUAAGGAGCACCGAGAAAAGAAAAAGAUUGUUGCAGCAAGGCGCAUACAACAUGUGUUCCGUGGUUGGAAAACUCGCAAAGAAUUUCUAAACCUACGAAGACAAGUAGUCAAGAUUCAGGCAUGCUUUCGGGGACAUCAAGUUAGGAAGCAUUAUUGUAAAAUUCUAUGGUCUGUUGGAGUUCUCGAAAAGGCCAUAUUACGCUGGCGUUUAAAACGAAAGGGCUUGCGGGGGCUUCAAGUGGACACUAACAUGUCAAGUGAGCACACAGAGCCAGAGCCAGAGCCAGAAAGUGACAAUAUAGAAGAUUUUUUCAGAAUUGGGAGAAAACAUGCUGAAGAAAGAGUAGAAAGAUCUGUUGUGCGUGUGCAAGCUAUGUAUCGAUCAUAUAAGGCACGGGCUGAAUAUAGAAGAAUGAAACAAUGCCAUAACCAAGCACAGUUGCAAUACGAUCAGCUUAAUAAUCUGGAUCUCAAUAUGCAUCCUAGAGACUGACAUUCCUAAGAAUGACUCAAAUCUAGUGUCAUUGCUCAAACAGUCUUUAGAUAGAAAGUGUACAUAUGUCCUUUUGUGUGUUGGUUGGUCUAGUGUUUGGGCGAGUACAUUUUCUUUUAAGUCAGCCAUACUAUGCAAGCAGAUCCCUACACCGAGCUUUGUUCUCAUAAAAAUGUCCAUAUGGAACAUUUAGAUAAAUCCAUCUUUCAGAAUAUCCUGUCAGUUACCAUAUGGAAAUAUCAUUGAGCCAUACGAUAUUUGUCUUGGCUCAGGCAAACCGCUCCAUAUACCUUAGAUCAAUGUACAGUGCAACACUAUUUCUUUUCUUAAUUAAUUGAGAGUUUAAUACA
Messenger RNA from Cryptomeria japonica (Japanese cedar), 3813 nucleotides. RefSeq names its product calmodulin-binding transcription activator 6. The transcript is spliced from 12 exons. Gene Ontology annotation, cellular component: nucleus. Bases 365 to 3463 code for a protein of 1032 amino acids. NCBI's taxonomy places the organism in Eukaryota, Viridiplantae, Streptophyta, Pinopsida, Cupressales, Cupressaceae. The record is from RefSeq and is a predicted model, not a curated record. Gene Ontology annotation, molecular function: protein binding; double-stranded DNA binding; transcription coregulator activity. Gene Ontology annotation, biological process: regulation of transcription by RNA polymerase II.